Saccharomycopsis crataegensis is the source of this 4056-nucleotide messenger RNA. RefSeq names its product Pxl1p (gene PXL1). The transcript has a single exon. NCBI's taxonomy places the organism in Eukaryota, Fungi, Ascomycota, Saccharomycetes, Ascoideales, Saccharomycopsidaceae. The coding region runs from base 1 to 4056 and encodes 1351 amino acids. The record is from RefSeq and is a predicted model, not a curated record.
AUGUCUGGAUCACCAAACCCUAGCACCAAACUCAACUCUUUCCCCGAGUUCAUCUCUCCCAUGAGUCCUGUACAAUUCAACAGAAUUAACUCUCAUUUUCCUCCUUUGAAUCCCAACAAAUCUUACCGAGGUGUCUAUGAGCGUUGUGGCUUCGAUGUUUACAAAGCGCCAGCAUCAGCCUCCAGCUCACCAAAUAUCGACAAAUUCCAUAACGAUAACAAGAAGUUCAACAAACCCCCAACUUUAAAACAGCUUUCCAAGCGCCCCAGCUUGCCAGAUAUGAAUGAAAAUCAGCUGUACGCUCCUCCUAACCCACAUAAUCAUACUUUGCGCAAUAAACAUUCGAAUUCCUCCCUCACCUCUUUGCAAAAUGGUAUGAUAUCUCCAAAAUCCCCUUCCAGCGUCGGGUCUCAAUCUAGCAGAUCAUCUCUUCGAAGCGCUUUUUUCAAACCGUUCCGCAAGAAUACUGGCAAUCAAUCAUCAGGUAUCGAUAACCUGUCUUCCCAUGCCUCGAUUUCUACUGCCGGUACCGCACCAUCUAUCGGUGGUAAACUAAAUCAAAAGAUCCCAUUAAGCGCCGGUAACUCCCCGCUUGCUAACGAUUUUCAAAAGCCUUUCCCAUCAAAUGGCUCAUCCCCAAGUCUUAACUAUCCACAGUCUCCUUCAAGCGUCGAAUCAUUUCCAAGGAAUCAUCUCGCUCAAAACCCAAACCAAAAACCUAAAGGUUUGGGUAUCGCGAAAAAUGGUGUUCCGGUCAACAGCGUCAUUAACGGGAACUCUAUCAAUAUGAAUAGUUCAAAGUUCACAGCCGAUAACAAUGGGACAUUUGACAACAACAGCCCUGGUCCAAGAAAUACGAUGGCUGCCCCAGCUCCGCCUUCUACUUCUAGCUCUGCUACGGCCACUCCAGGCUCUCCACGUUUCAAUAAAUCACAUGGAAUAUCAAAUUCUCCACGCAUUGGUGGUCCCGGUCUAGGACCUGCUCCUAACUCUCCAAGGUUUGGUGGGCUUUCCGUGAAUGGUAAUGUUGUGACUGCCCCAAGCUCUCCAGGUUUGAAUUCUGAUAAAAAAAGUAGUAGCAUUGUUUACAAUGGUUAUUUCAACAAACAUAUUAAUCUGGUUAUUGCCUCCCCAAAUUUGAAUAAAGCUAAUCUGUCUCUGGAAGAAUUGUUCAACGCUGACGAUGGCAUGGCGCCUCACGAUAGCAAUCAUGAAACUGUUUCGUCUCUGUCUACAAAUAUUGCAUUUGGUUAUGGUGGCGAAAAUAAUCACGCGACCGACUAUCAAGAUGGUUUCUUGAAUGAUAUCAAACGUCAUUUCUCUAACUCUUCAGACUCGUCCGAUGAUGGCUUUGAAACGAGAAGUGAAAUCAGUGUUGCUGAGAAAAACUCUAAUGAAGAAACUUCCGAUGAAAUUACAGAAACCGCGGCCACUAGUGCCAACAAUAGCGAAAAGAGUCACAACUCUCUCGGUUCUCAUGGAAAUGAGAACCAUGGAAAUGAGAAUGAAGUUCUUGUCACCACUAAUGAUGCCAAAAAUAAGCCUUCGUAUUUGGAUUCUGACGAUGGUGAUGACGACGACAGUUUAUUUGGUGACAUUAGACGUAAUAAUACCACAAAGUCUAAUAAUUCUAUCGUCAACGCCUACGAAGAAUUUGACACUAGUAAAGCCCCAGAAUUGCCAAAGAUCAGUAUUGCUCCAAACAGUGAAUAUGACGAAAGAUAUCAUAUUUCUUCUAAUAGCACAGUCGCUUUUAAGGAUUAUGCCACUGACGACGAUGACAAAAGAUAUAUUUCUUCCAAUAAGACUGUCGCAUUCAAGGAUGAUGUCGCUGGGGAAGAUGACGAUAUGAAAACGGCGGCUGAAAAAAAUCAGGCCAAAUUGAUGAGAAAAUUGACGACCAAGUUAAAUAGAAUUUCAGGGCAAUUUGGCUUAAACUUAGAAAAUAGUACCAAGAAUAAGCAUAACAGUGUUGCAUCUAGUAUUUAUUCAGUUGAUGACUUGGAACAUUCUCCAACUGAAGAGCCUUCCGGAAAGCAGUUGGAAGAAAAUAUCUUUGACAAAGAAAACCUUUAUAAUUCUCCUAUUCCUGAAGACGUGAAGUCACUGGACAGUGAACACUCUGACGAGGAUUUGUUGGAUGAUAUCAAAUCAAUGAAGUCUGCUACUCCAUCUGUAUACUUGCCUCAGGGUCUUCCGGGUCAUGAGUUCAAUUCAUCCAGUGCUCCAGCGUUGCCAACCAUUACAGUCACUGAACAGCACGGCUCACCAGAUGCUCCUAAAGGAGAUGAAACCAGUUUGGCCAAGUCAUUGUUUAGAGAUCUUCAAAAGAAAACAAGUGUUACCACUACCAAUUCUAGCUCUUCCGGCUCAACCAUUCAGUCUGACUCGAUGACUAGUAGUGGCCAGCAAGGUGGUUUCACCAGCUACGAGCAAUAUAAUACUCCAAUUCCUGCGGGCUUUAGUGCCAAUACCACCGCUCCAUUGAACUCUCGCACUGGGUCCUUCAGCAGCAUUUCUCAUAAUAAUAUGGGUAGCGCUUCCAUCACUGCCAAUACUAGCAUGACUAGCCUUGGAAAUGGCAAUAUUGGAUUGAUGAAAUCCAGAAGUCAGAUCAGUGUUGCCUCUGAGCUUAGUGAUUCUCACUUUUCUACUGUUGAUACAAAGGCAGCUAAUAAUACCAAUAAUGGUGGCAAACAUAGUGACGGGUUACAAGGUUUUAUCAAUAGUUCUCAUGGAAGCUUUGGAAGUGAAGGGGGCAUUUUAGUGCCAGGGAAUCCAGGAAGUGGUGCCAAUAGUGAUAUUUCCCGUAGCAACACUUUGGACAGUAUUAAUUCUACUGGUAGUGAUGACUCCAUCCUCAGAAAGAUCGUUAAUAUGGAAGAAAGAGUUGAUGUGAGUGCUCACAGUCAUGGCAGUCAUGAAGAUUACACAAGGGAUACUUUUGAUAUGAUGGCUGAGGAGGAUGUUUCCGAAAAGCCUUUGAAUGUUGGCAGCAAUCCAAACUUGAAUGUUACAAGUGAUGCUAUCUCAAGCUGCAGUACUGUGUCAGGGGCCAAUUCUAUCAAUUCUAUUUCUAACUCAACUAUCGACUUUCAAAAUAAGGAUGUUCCAAUUGCAAAUCGUAUUCAAAUGGGAAGAGUUGAAUUGAAAGAUAUUUCUGAAUUAAAUAAAAGCAACCGAAACUUGAACGAACACCAACAUGAUACCCCAGCCUUAACCCAUCAGAACCACGAUAACGGCUCACUGGUCUCGGUCUCUAACACUAUUUCACUGACCCACAAUACCAGCGUUGAUCAACUGAAUCAAUCUCUUGUGGUUUCUCCACAACAAGUUAUGCACAAAACUCCACAGCAACAGCACCAACAUGUCUUUAGUGAUAAUAUUGGACCUCAAAAAAUAUCAUCAGAUGAAAAAUUUCCUCCUGAUUAUGAGUUACCUUCGCCGUCUUCAAUUGUUUCCCACGUUAGUGAUGAUCCAGAUAUGAAACGUACUAGUGCAGUUACUAUGGAAGAUGACUAUCCACGCUAUCCAUCAGGUGAAGGCCCAUGCCGUAAAUGUGGCCUUGAUAUUACUGGGAAGUCCAUUUGGUCAAAAGAUCACCAAAUGUCUGGUCGUUGGCACCGUGCUUGCUUUAGUUGUUAUAGAUGUGAAAAGGUGUUCAACAAAGGUACCACAUGUUAUGUCAUCAAUGAUAAACCAUAUUGCUACUAUGAUUUCCAUUUCUUGAACCAUUCUCUCUGCAAGAUUUGUGAUGAUGGUAUUGAAGGUAAAUGUCUUGAAAACAAUAAUGGUGAAAGAUUCCAUCCAGAUUGUUUGAAGUGUGUGAAGUGUGGGGUUUUCAUCAUGAAGGAUUACUUUGUUUUGGAUGGUAAACCAUUAUGUGAAAAAGAUGGUCUUCACGAAAUUGAAGUGGAACAGGCAAAUAUGCAAAAUGAUAGGUUACAAUAUGGUUCUAAUGGCGAAGGAGCUGAUAAUGGUGAAUUGAAGGUGACUCUGAAGGUUGAGAAGCGUCGUACAUUUUUAUUGGAGUUACCUGAAACACAACCAAUCUAA